This is a messenger RNA of Yarrowia lipolytica CLIB122, 1653 nucleotides long. RefSeq lists its product as uncharacterized. Gene Ontology annotation, biological process: anaphase-promoting complex-dependent catabolic process; positive regulation of anaphase-promoting complex-dependent catabolic process; positive regulation of ubiquitin protein ligase activity. Gene Ontology annotation, molecular function: anaphase-promoting complex binding; ubiquitin ligase activator activity; protein binding. The record is from RefSeq and is a predicted model, not a curated record. Gene Ontology annotation, cellular component: anaphase-promoting complex. Lineage: Eukaryota; Fungi; Ascomycota; Dipodascomycetes; Dipodascales.
AUGUCGACAAAAUCGCCUGUCACUCCUCGAUACGGGCCUGCAUUCUCCCUGACCUCUCCAAACUCGCAUCCUCCUCAUCCUCAUCACUACACAAAAGACUCCUACUCCAAGGACUCGUCUUUCCUCAACGCUAGCAACUCUUGCUCCAUCAAAAACUCGUUGUCGGACUACUCGACCGCCGACUACUCGAGCUUCUCCAUCAAGAGCGACUUUUCGAAACCCAAGUCGCUGUUCAAGUCACCCAAAAAGCCCCAGAGUGUCAUCGACUCUACUCCCUCCAUCCUACAGCUCAAUGUCGUCACUAACGAUUGGUCCAGUAAGACCAACAUCUCCAACAACAACUCUCAAUUGAGCCCGAAGAAAAAGAAGGCCGUCACUGACAGAUUCAUCCCCAAGGUUGUGGGCGUCACCAAGCUCGACGAACGACCCGAAACUCGUGAUACCUCUUCCGACCCCCGAGAAUCCCUUGCUUCUUCGGAUACAGCAGUCAAGAAACCCUCCAAUAGCUCGCGUGAGACCCUGCGAAGCUCCCAUGAUAGAGAAAUCGCCGACGCGUGCGGAAUCUCGCUGUCACACAGAAUCCUCGAGUUCCAACCAGCUCCCCCAAGCAGAACCCAUGACCUGAGAUCGGUAUACAACCGACCUGUAAAACCCUCAGUUGCUGCUGUCAACAGACGAAAAGUCCCCACUUGUCCCGAGAGAGUCCUCGACGCCCCGGGCAUCCUCGACGAUUAUUACCUCAACCUCCUGGACUGGUCGUGCGGAAACCAGGUCGCUGUGGCCCUCGAAAAAGCUGUCUACGUGUGGAACGCCGAGACUGGAAGCGUUGGCGAGCUGCUCGAGUCUCGCGAUUACAUCUCCUCGGUCAAGUGGUCUUGUGACGGUGCCUAUCUCAGUGUUGGUCUGGGUUCGGGAGAAGUCCAAAUUUGGGACGUGGAAGAGCAGACCAAGCUGCGAUCCAUGUUUGGCCAGACCUCGCGUGUGGGAGUUACAUGCUGGGACCGGCAUAUCCUGUCUUCGGGGUCCCGUGAUGGCCACAUUUUCAACCACGACGUUCGAAUCGCCCAGCACAAGGUAUCUGAGAUGAAUCACCACCAGGGCGAGGUUUGUGGUCUAGACUGGCGGUCAGACUCGUCGCAGCUGGCAUCUGGAGGUAACGAUAACACUGUGUGCAUUUGGGACGCCCGGUCCACUGUCCCCAAGUUUACCAAGACCAACCACAAGGCUGCCGUCAAGGCCGUGGCGUGGUGCCCCUGGCAGAUGAAUCUGUUGGCGACCGGAGGAGGAACCUACGACAAGUACAUUCAUUUUUGGAACACAACGACCGGCGCUAGAGUUAAUUCCAUCGAUACGGGGUCGCAAGUGACCUCGAUCAAAUGGUCCCAGCAUUACAAGGAGCUUGUUUCCACUCAUGGCUUCCCCAACAACAAUUUGUCAAUCUGGUCGUAUCCGUCGUGCACCAAGAUUGUCGACGUUGUUGCUCACGACUCUCGAGUUUUGCAUGCCACUCUGAGCCCUGACGGCCAGACGCUGGCCACCUGUGCGUCCGACGAGAACCUCAAGUUCUGGAAGAUUUUUGAGUCCACCAAGAAGAGCGCCGGCAAGGAGGGCGUCAUCCAGAGCAAGGAGAUUUCCACUGUGGGUAUUAGAUAG